Cuscuta campestris is the source of this 417-nucleotide messenger RNA. The record is from the annotation of a GenBank genome assembly. NCBI's taxonomy places the organism in Eukaryota, Viridiplantae, Streptophyta, Magnoliopsida, Solanales, Convolvulaceae.
ACUGUUCUGCAUUAAGAACAGUUGCAUUUCUCACGUCAUUUUUUUUUGGAAUUUCAUUUCAGUGAACUUUGUACGGUUUUCAGACCAUUGCUAAUAUUCUAUCUUAGAAAUGUAACUGAUUUUGCAUUCUAUAUGUCCUUCGACAUAUCAUUCAGCUCUUUGCACAUUGGGCCUCAAGUAAACUGAUAUGGGGACAGAUAGCCAAAGUUGGCAUUUGGAUUUAAGCUAUGAGCAGUGGAAACCUGUUCCUGUAUCUGGUUCACGUCCAGCUGCUCGCUACAAGCAUGCUGCUUCUGUGUUUGAUGGGAAAUUGUAUGUUGUUGGCGGAAGUCGAAAUGGCCGAUAUUUGUCUGAUAUCCAGGUAUUAAUCUUGCUAAUAGGUUAUGCUAUUAUGGUCUAUCAAGCCCUUGACAAUUG